Molecule: messenger RNA, 468 nt
Organism: Paramuricea clavata
Lineage: Eukaryota; Metazoa; Cnidaria; Anthozoa; Malacalcyonacea; Plexauridae
Source: the annotation of a GenBank genome assembly
AUGUUACUGCAACUUUCGGACACGUUACUUCAUAGCAUGGACAAAGGUGAACUAAGUGGAAUACUUUUAGUAGAUUUCCGGAAAGCUUUCGACCUGAUAAACCAUGAACUUCUUCUACAGAAACUUGCUAUCUACGGACUUAAAGACGCAACACUGCAAUGGUUCGGAUCCUACCUGACAGAACGGAAACAACUCGUCUCAAUUGGCCACUCAACCUCAGAUCUCUUACCAGUUCGCAGUGGCGUCCCGCAAGGUUCAUCCCUUGGUCCUCUCCUCUUCAUCCUAUUUAUCAAUGACAUCCUUUUUGCAAAUAAUCAAUGCAAUUCCUAUAUCUAUGUUGAUGACACCACGUCAGCCAAUUCUGGACCAACGAUCAGUAUGGUAAGAACACAAGAGCUGACAACCUCGCCACCUGGGCAUCUGAGAAUAGAAUGGCAAUACAUCCUGACAAGACCAAAGUUAUGCUAG